Molecule: messenger RNA, 4728 nt
Organism: Ictalurus punctatus (channel catfish)
Lineage: Eukaryota; Metazoa; Chordata; Actinopteri; Siluriformes; Ictaluridae
Gene: coq8b
Product: coenzyme Q8B
Exons: 15
Coding region: 1122-2978 (618 amino acids)
Biological process (GO): ubiquinone biosynthetic process
Cellular component (GO): extrinsic component of mitochondrial inner membrane
Molecular function (GO): kinase activity
Source: RefSeq, a predicted model, not a curated record
UAUUACGACAACUUGCACUACCCAUCCUGGACUACAAGAGUGAGUACAGAGCAGUAAAGCAGAUCUUUUGGCGUGAAGGAUGACAAUGAAGAACAACGCUUGGGCAAUAUCUCGCGACGAUUAGUACCCGUAUGCAAAUCCUUAUACUCUUUAAGGCUGGAAUUAUACAAAUGCGGGUACUUUCUAACUGCACUCGUUUCCGUUUAUUCCGUUUUUUCUUCAACUAGAUUUGAUUCAACGGCGCUGGGUCACUGUUGCCACCUUGUGGAAGAACUAAAUAGUGCAAAGGAAUUAAAUGCGCAUGUGCGACCUGCGCUUACAAAGUACGUGCGGUUAGAAAAAUCGGGUGGUUCGCGUGUACUGUACGUACUCUGCUGAUGUCGAAAUUUGCGUCACGCGUACUGUACGCUGUUUCAGCUCUUUUAGCGGAGCCGACUCACAUAUCUGAACAGUUUGGGUUUUUUAAAUUCUUUCUCCUCCUCCUCUUCUUUCUUAGACGUAGGCAGUGUUGCUUCAUGCUUGCACGAUUUUCAGUAUAAAUUAAAAGUUUUCGAUUGAAUACAGCGCAGACACACUAGCAUUAAUGCAGCUAUGGUUACUGUAUACACAUUGUAGUGCCUUGCUUAUUUAACAUUUAAAAUAGAUUUUAUAACUUUUUAUAUAUAUUUAAAAAAGAAGAGUAAGCUUUCGUAAAACAAUUUCAGCCAUAGUUAGGCAAAGAAGAAACACCACUGAUAAAAACAAUAAAAUAAAAUAAAAAAUAUAUAUAAUAUAAUUUUAAAAAGCGCGCCAAAAUGUUAUUUAGGAGCCGAAAGAGUCGACUCUUUUUGAUGAUAUGAUUCAGUGAAAAGAUCCGGAAUGCCCAUCACAUUACGGUUGUUAUUUUCACUUAAACCCGCCUCGUCUUGGAGCUGCCCAUUUGAUUGGCCGCCCUAGUCUGUUAUCUGAUAAUAUCAUUGGCCAGUACUUGUAAUUCUUUUCCAUCUCACGGGUGAGUGUGAAUUUGAUUGGCUGAGCGGCACGUCCAUUUCUACAGCCAUUUCCGGGUCCGGUAGCGGUUAGCACACCGUGGCGGGUCUGGAGCAUUAGAAGGACAUCGUUAAAUAUUUAUAAACAUCGAGAUGCUAUCGGAGGUGCUCCAGGUAGUUCGGGGUGCUGGCAAGGUCGGUGCUGCCUUCGUUACCACGCAAGGAGAGCAGCUGAGGUUGAUAGCCUGCAACUCAACACUGGGAGUAGGACUCAAAGCUGCCCAGGAUGCAGCUGGGGCCUGGACGGGCGUUAGGAUAAAAGAAGAGAAGACACCCAAGUCUGAGGAGUUCCCAGACAUUGAAGGAUGGGACCAGAUGGAGGAGAACGAAGCCACCAAAUGGGCCGUCGGCUCGGAGCUCGCGCCGGAUAUCUCCAACAAAGAUUACGUUUACGAGUCGACAGGAACUCCUAAAGGAUCAUCGGUGGGAUCUGGCUGGCCUGGUCAAAGCGCGCGAUUCUUGCACGUUGUUGUGCCUCAUAAUCAAACGAGGUUUGUUCAUGACUCUGUAGUGGCCAGGUUGAGUCCAGAGGACAUCAAAAAGGCCCGGGAGGUUAAACAGAGUACCGCCCGGCCUGUUCGCCAGAAGCUGAGCGAGCGAGCCAAGGAAAGGAAGGUUCCUGUCACGCGGAUUAGUCGACUUGCGAAUUUCGGGGGUUUGGCUGUUGGGCUCGGUCUCGGGGCCAUUGCUGAAGUCGCAAAGCAGUCUUUUGGAGGCAAAAAAACGGAUACCGGAGCUGUGUUAGAUUCUCCGCUCCUGUCCGAGGCCAACGCUGAGAGGAUUGUUAACACGUUGUGUAAGGUGCGAGGAGCAGCGCUCAAGAUCGGACAAAUGCUGAGCAUUCAGGACAACAGCUUCAUUAAUCCACAACUACAGAAGGUAUUUGAGAGGGUCCGACAAAGUGCAGACUUUAUGCCAACCUGGCAAACCAAUAAAGUUCUGGAGGAAGAGUUGGGCCCUGGCUGGAAGGACAUGCUCUCGUCAUUUCAGGACAAACCCUUUGCAGCUGCCUCCAUUGGUCAGGUGCAUCUCGGAGUCCUGCCUGACGGAAGGGAAGUGGCUAUGAAAAUACAGUAUCCAGGAGUGGCCGAGAGCAUCAAAAGCGACGUGAACAACUUGAUGUCGGUGCUGAAGAUGAGCGUGCCGCUUCCUGAGGGUUUAUUUGCGGACAGCAGCCUGGAGGUCCUUCACAGGGAGCUAGCCUGGGAGUGUGACUACAAACGAGAGGCAAAGUGUGCCAAGCGCUUCAAGACUCUAAUGGAAGGAGACCCGAUAUUCAAAGUCCCCGGGAUCAUCGAUGAGCUCACCACGUCUCGUGUGAUCACCAUGGAGCUUAUUAACGGAGUCCCGCUGGACAGCUGUGUGGAUCUGGAUCAGGAGACCAGGAAUAAGAUAUGCUCCAGCAUCUUGCACUUGUGCCUCCGAGAGCUCUUCGAGUUUCGCUUCAUGCAGACGGAUCCCAACUGGUCCAACUUCUUCUAUAAUGCUGAAGAGGACAAGAUUUACCUGUUAGACUUUGGAGCUUGCCGAGAAUACCCAGACUCCUUCACCGAUGAUUACAUUGAGGUGGUGCAUGCGGCCUCAGUCGGAGAUCGUGCCAAAGUUCUGCGGAAAUCCAAAGACCUGAAGUUCCUCACUGGCUACGAAACCAAGGCGUUUGAGGACGCUCACGUGGAGGCGGUGAUGAUCCUGGGAGAAGCUUUCGCCUCUUCAGACGCCUUCGACUUCAGCACUCAGAGCACGACACGCCGAGUCCACAACCUGAUCCCGGUGAUGCUCCGUCACCGCCUCGCUCCUCCUCCUGAGGAGUCGUACUCGCUGCACCGCAAGAUGGCCGGCUCCUUCCUUAUUUGCUCCAAGCUCCAGGCGCGAAUUCCCUGCCAAGAAAUGUUCCUCAGCAUCUAUAACGCUUACAAACAGCAACAUCACAAGCGGGCAGGUGGAGAAUAGACUCAGAGAAACGCUACAUGUCUGGAGUCCUGGAUGUCGAGGUAGAUGGGAGAUGGGUUUAGAUGAACUGGAGUUUGAGAACUUUUUUUUUUUUUUUUUUCUUUUUCUUUUUUUUUUUUAAGCUGAGUGCUAUGACGGAGAAGUUUAAUCAUAAAUAAAGAGAAAACGUAUUUUUUUUUUGUAUAUUAUGUUUUAUGCCCAAGAAGAAUUUUGAGCAGUUUGUUGGUCAGUGUUUAGUCAGUGUGAUAAGUUUUAUACCUCACUGGAUCACUGUAGCUGUAGUAGUGUUUUAUUUCAUACGCUGAGCUCAGCUCAGUUACAGCCACUUUGGGGAGGAAAAGGUGGUGAAUUGAAUGAUUACAGUGAGUUUACACGUCGAGUAACGUAUUAUUAUUAUUAUUAUCUACCCAUCUUUUUUUAUUACUCUUUGCAGAUCAUGUAACAUUAAGACUUGUGUUAGAGAUUUUUGUUUGAAGACAAAAAAUGUUUAAACAUUUUCCCAUUUUUCGUUAUUUCCCCUCAUCAUUUCUCAUAUUCUUUUUCCUUCUUUCUGUCUCUCUUAUUUUCUCUUUUAUUUUUUUUUCUAAGUCUUCCUUUCCUUCUUCCUUCCUUCUGUCUGAUUUUUAUACUCUUUCUCGUUUUUGUCACGUUAUUUCCUUCUUUUUUUGGUAUUUUUUUUCUGGGGGGGGGUUCCCUGUUCUUUUACCCCACUUUUCCUAGUCAUUCCUUCUGUUUUUCUUUUUUUCCCCUUCUUAAAUUUGUUUUCUUUCUCCCUCUCUCUCGCCCUCUCUAUUUUGCCACUUUGUUUCAUUUUUUUCCCCUCAUUCUCAAAAGUUGUCAUUUUUCCUUGUCUUUCUCACACUUGCCCUUUUUUUCUUCCAUGAUUUCUUUUUUCUUUUAUUUCUUUUUCUCUUCCUAUUUUCAAUCUCUCUCAUUUUCUUUCUGAUGUUAUCAUUUUAUCUCCUUUCUUCCUUCGAUUUUCUGUUUUUCCCCGUCAUUAAUCAUAUUCUUUUUCUUCUCUCUACUACUCUCCCUCUCAUUUUAACUUAUUUACUUGGUUUUUCUUCCUUUUUCUGCUUUUCUAAGAUUACUUCUCUUCUUCACCCUUCUCUCAUUGUCUCUUAUCUUUUUCCCUUUCUCUCCCAGUUUUUCUUCCCCCCCAUUCCUCUCACUCUCUGUGUGUAUUUCUUUCAGGAUACACAAAUCUAGUUAAGAAGUGAGUUCGAGGUAGCUGAGCUCACGCUUGCGGGAAGAAAAGCGAGUUUCUUUCAGCUGAACAUCCAAGGUCAUGUCGAGGAAUAUUGUUGAGAAGGCAUCUCAGAGUCUUAUGGUACUUCUUCCUCCUUUCGCCUUCAGUAAGAGCUUUAUCCUGCUCAGGGUCACGCUGGAGCCGGAGCCUAUCUUGGGAACACUGGGUGAGGAUGGUGGGAAUACACCCUGACUGGGACACACGUCCAUCCAUUCCGCCUAUCGUUUAGUUUUUGGGAGUUGGGAGAAAACUGGAGAAUCUCAGAGGAAACCCAGAGAAUCGGGGACUCUGGUGCUCUGAGGCGGCAAUAUAUGUAAAAUCAAGUUCUGUGCUUAAUUAUGCUCAUGUAUACCUGUGUAAUUGUGUUCAUAUUUACAGAUUGUCAAGCUUUUAGCAGAAUAUUUAGCUGAGCAUUUCUGCACUCUAAUAGUGUUUGGGAAAAUGUCAAGAGUUUGAUCGUAAUAAAAAAAAAAAAAAAGGCCUGACUUCCGGAUUACUGUU